Molecule: messenger RNA, 609 nt
Organism: Puccinia triticina
Lineage: Eukaryota; Fungi; Basidiomycota; Pucciniomycetes; Pucciniales; Pucciniaceae
Exons: 5
Coding region: 1-609 (202 amino acids)
Source: RefSeq, a predicted model, not a curated record
AUGUUUACAGCCGGUUCGAUCUGGAAGCUAUUCGUCGUUUCGGCCGUGAUUGCUCUGGUCGGCCUACGAGCCGUCGAACUUGCCGAAGUCCAGCAACGCGGCCUUUCAAGAAGAGCGCCGACACCCAAGGCCCGAGUCCAAGUGAAGGGUUCCAUAACCUGUGGUGACAGCUGGACAACUACACUACAACUCAAGUUGGGACCACCUAAUGAAGAGAAAGUAACACCAAAAGGGGCGGGUCAGGAAGUCUCUUGCAGAGGCUACGAUAGUUUGGGUUACGAGUGCGACUGGCCCACAUGCUAUGUGUCGAAGGAUAACGUCAACCAUGUCCACUUGCUUACCUUUACAAAAUGCAUACGUUACCGCAAUGAUGGUGAGACAGGGCCGCCCACAACAAAAGUAGACUUCAUGCAUCCAAUCCAAUUCUGGGCUAGGAAUCUUGCUGGGUACUUGGUGGCCAUAGGUCAGGACAGUGGGCCCCAUCGAAAGGACGACAUAAUACGUCGAUAUAAAUGCCUUUGGAGCUCAUCCUCGGACCCCAACAACCAAAGACCUGUGUGUCAUAAUUGCACCCGCAAAGCCUUCAAGGAGCCCAAGCCCCCUCACUAA